This is a messenger RNA of Brassica oleracea var. oleracea, 523 nucleotides long. RefSeq names its product LRR receptor-like serine/threonine-protein kinase ERECTA. The transcript has 6 exons. The record is from RefSeq and is a predicted model, not a curated record. Lineage: Eukaryota; Viridiplantae; Streptophyta; Magnoliopsida; Brassicales; Brassicaceae. The annotation marks the transcript as partial.
GGUUAUGCAGAGAUCUUUCAAAUAAUGAUAUCUCGGGCCCAAUUCCGGAAGAGCUUAACCAACUGCAGAAUUUGAAUAUGUUGAGACUGGAAAAUAAUAACUUAACCGGUAAUGUUGGUUCAUUAGCCAACUGUCUCAGUCUUACUGUAUUGAAUGUUUCUUACAACAACCUAGUUGGUGAUAUUCCUAAGAGCAAUAACUUCUCUAAAUUUCCUCCCGACAGCUUCAUUGGCAACCCUGGUCUUUGUGGUAGUUGGGUAAACUCGCCUUGUCAUGUUUCUCGUCCAACAGUACGAGUGUCAAUCUCAAGAGCAGCUAUUCUUGGGAUAGCUAUUGGGGGAUUCCUCAUCCUUUUCAUGGUCCUUAUAGCAGCUUGCCGGCCUCAUAACCCUCCUCCCUUUCUCGAUGGAUCACUUGACAAACCAGUAACCUAUUCUCACCCGAAGCUGGUCAUCCUUCACAUGAACAUGGCCCUCCACGUUUACGAGGACAUCAUGCGAAUGACAGAGAAUCUCAGCGAGAA